GAUAUCACAAUGUUAUUGUUCGUUUGCGCAAAUGUAAUAACUGUCUAACCAUUCAUGCCAUUAAAGUACAAUCUUAAUAACUGGUAAUGUUAUGAUCAUUAUUUUACCAUUGUUAACAGAUGAUGUAUAUUUUUAACAAAAUUGGGAACAAGUGAAUUUUACAUCCCACAUGGAGGAGCACUUAAAGGAGGAUGGACUUAAGCAAGUGGUAAAAAAUGAAAGGGCAAACAGUCAGUUUGGAAAGUGCCAGCAAGAGGGAAUCUUUAAUUUCUAGUGAUAUAGACAAAACUAAUGUGAUUUUAGAUAAUCAAGAAACUUUCAGCAAUAUUCAAAUGACUGAUGCUGACUUUGAGGUGCAGAUAAACGUAUAUAAGAAAGAUGGUCCGCUCGUUUCUAGUGCAAAAAAGGAUCAUGUAAAUAAUUUUUUGGAUAGUCAUGUAAAACAAGUAAAUUUUCAAAAAUUAGGUGAUCAUGAAUAUUGUUAUAAUAAACCACAUUCUGGUAUGUCAGCAUCUAAGCCAUCAGCUGAUUGCACUUUGAAUACAAACCUUUUAUUAUCAAAUUUGUCAACAUGUGUGGAAACUGAAAGUGCAGAAGAUGAUAUUGUUGUUCCAGUAUCAGUUUCUUCAGAGGAAAGUAGUGGAAAAUUUAAUACUGCAGUAACUUUUACCCCUGUUGCUUCUAAUGUGGCCAAGGUUUUACCAAGUGAUAUUCAGAACAAAUCAAAUCAAAAUCCAAAACAAAUAGAUGUUUUUGAUCUAACUUUGAAAAAGAAUCUAACAGAACCUAUCUUUGGGAAAAGCACUAAUUUGAGAAGUGUCGAAUGCCCCAAAUUAAGCAGGGGAAAUAUUAAGUUAUUGUUAAAGUUUCUAGAUGAUCCAGAACAUAAUAUCAAAGAUUUGGAAUUGAUGACAUUAUUAGCAACUAGUAGCUUGCCGUAUGAUAAAUCAUACGUACUAACUCCUCAACUUUUAAGAUGGUCAAAGCUACUAACAAAACGAAAAAUUGGAUCAACGGAAGUGCUUUGCUUGUGUGGUUCACAAAAAAUAAUUUUACCCAAAGAAGAGUAUAAAUCUGUAGUUAUGGAAGCACACCUGGGUUCUGGGCGUUUUGCUGAAAGCGACAUUACAAAUAAUAAAGUUCAACAUAACAGCUUUGCACAAACUAUAGAACUGAUUGAAAGUAACUAUGGCGUUGGUGAAAAAGAAUUUGGUAUGAGCAAAUCUUUUAUACACCAAGUUAUAUCAACUUGCACAAAAUGUACAUCUGAAGAUUUAAAACAGGAGUUAGAUUCAAAUGUAAUCUUUGACCCUGAUAUUUUAAACGAAAGUAGAAAUUUUGAUUUAAAUGAAGCUCCUUUAACAAUGGCAUGGGGCAGACCAUCACCUGGAUCAAUAUGGUUUAACCAAAAAGGUACCUCCUAUGUCAAUGCUUAAGAAAUAUUAUUCAAGUGUAUUCCACAGGUACUGUUCAAUAUGUCCUGUUAAAACGUAGAGUAGAGUGUGCAUGUGUUUGCUUUUUAUACUGCAUGUGAUGAUUUCUCAUCACUUUUUAGUCAACUGUGUCGACACACUUUCCUGCAGCUAAUAUAUACUUCAUUAAAUUUAAUAAUAAAAAAAAUCUCUUGCAUUUGAUACUGUUUUACGGCCAUUAUUCUUUACCUUUUUAUUUGUAGCUUUAUCUUUCCAAUAUGACAUUAUUAAAUUAUUUGAAUUUAAUUUGUGCAAGAAAUAUAGGUAUUUUAAGAAAUAUAAAUGCAUCAAUAAUACUGUGUUCUAGUGAUUCUUGUUAUUUUUCAUCAGUUUAAGGAUUGUUAUCAAGCAUUUGAUAGUUCUUCAGAUAUAGGAUUACAAGCAUAGAGUACUAAGAGAACAUAAAAAAUAAGACAAUCACUCAGGGAAAGAAAACAAGUCAUCUCGAACCGGUUCAAACUUGCAUUAGUUUAUUUUACCAAUAUCAAAAUAAUUUUGGUACAUUGUGCACAACAAAUUUUUAACAAAAUGUGUAGUUCUAAGUCACAAAUGUUAUCAAUGUUUGCGGUUUCAAUCUCUUUAUAUAUA
Messenger RNA from Hydractinia symbiolongicarpus, 2060 nucleotides. RefSeq lists its product as uncharacterized. NCBI's taxonomy places the organism in Eukaryota, Metazoa, Cnidaria, Hydrozoa, Anthoathecata, Hydractiniidae. The record is from RefSeq and is a predicted model, not a curated record. Bases 216 to 1436 code for a protein of 406 amino acids. The transcript is spliced from 2 exons.